Molecule: messenger RNA, 372 nt
Organism: Parastagonospora nodorum SN15
Lineage: Eukaryota; Fungi; Ascomycota; Dothideomycetes; Pleosporales; Phaeosphaeriaceae
Exons: 4
Coding region: 1-372 (123 amino acids)
Biological process (GO): pyruvate import into mitochondria
Cellular component (GO): mitochondrial inner membrane
Source: RefSeq, a predicted model, not a curated record
AUGGCCGCCGCGAUCAAAGCCCUCAACGCGAAGAUCCGCUCAAACAAGUACUCGGACUACUUCUGCUCGACUCAUUUCUGGGGCCCAGCUUCAAACUUCGGCAUCCCCAUCGCCGCUAUCGCAGACAUGUCUAAAGACCCGGAAAUUAUCUCAGGCCGCAUGACUGGCGCCCUGACGCUGUACUCCGGCACCUUCAUGCGAUACGCGCUCGCCGUCACACCCGCCAACUACCUGCUCUUCGGCUGGUGCAAGGGUACAGGUAUCUUGAACUACUGGAAUUUCGGGGGCAAGGAGGCGGGGGAGAAGUUGAAGGAGGCUGGAGAUAAGGUCAAGGGUGUGGCAGAGGAGGUUAAGGGUGCGGUAUCGAAAUAA